This is a messenger RNA of Melitaea cinxia (Glanville fritillary), 1455 nucleotides long. RefSeq names its product protein RCC2 homolog. The record is from RefSeq and is a predicted model, not a curated record. Lineage: Eukaryota; Metazoa; Arthropoda; Insecta; Lepidoptera; Nymphalidae. The transcript is spliced from 12 exons. The coding region runs from base 1 to 1455 and encodes 484 amino acids.
AUGUCAUCAAUCAUGUCGAACAAUGGAAAUCGUAAGAGAGCAGCACCAACCUCUGGACGCUCAUAUAAAGUUAGGAAACCUCGUAAACAUCACUCUGAUGAUGAAGAUAGUAAUGACUCCUCAGUGUCUGAUCAAGGACAGGAGCCACAAAGAGAACCUUCACCCCUGCCAGAUGAACCAACAGAAAAAUUGCCAGAAGAGCUAUUAAAGACUUUCUAUAAAAGCCCUGGGAUGCUAAUGAUUGCUGGCUUGGUUUCCUGGGAUUUAGUUGCAAAGAGGGACAAUAAUCCUUCCAAAAAGACACACCCUAAUUUAUACACAUUCCAUAAAUUUACAGACCGGAAGUACCGAUUAAUAGUCAGUGGCUGCAGCGCUGGUCAUUCAAUUCUUGUGUCUGAUGAAGGAGAAGUAUACACAUUUGGUCGUAAUACAUGUGGUCAACUUGGCUUUGGUGAUACCACUACAAGAAAUGUGCCAGAAGCAGUGCCAACCCUCAAAGGUUUCAAUAUAAUUCAAGCAGCUGCUGGAAGGAAUCAUAGCUUAUUUGUAACAGACACGGGCACAGUCUACGCUUGUGGUGAUAAUAAAAGUGGCCAGUGCGGCCUCGGUAACACCACACCCCAGGUCCUGAAGCCCACACGCAUCAGAUACACAGGUGCUCCCAUAGUGAAGGUGGGAUGUGGGGCAGAAUUCUCCAUGAUAUUGGACUGCAAUGGGGCUUUACAUUCCUUUGGGCUUCCAGAAUAUGGACAACUAGGUCAUAACACAGAUGGAAAGUACUUUUUGACGUCUACAAAGCUCUCAUAUCACUUUGAGACUGUUCCGAAACAUAUUGCAUUCUUCUUUGAGAAGUCUAAAGAUGGUCAUGUGACUCCAAUAAAAGAUGUCGUCAUUGUUGACUUCUCCUGUGGAAACAAUCAUACAGUGGCGAUAGAUUCAUCAAAGCGCGCAUUCAGCUGGGGCUUCGGCGGAUUCGGUCGGCUCGGGCACGCGGAACAGAAGGACGAGAGCGUGCCGCGUCUCAUCAAGUACUUCGACUCGCACGCGCGCGGUGUGCGCUCCGUGCACUGCGGCGCUACCUACAGCCUCGCCAUCAACGAACUGGGUGCAUUGUUUAUGUUUGGACAAACAAAACGUACUGGAGAAGCCAAUAUGUAUCCUAAACCUGUCCAAGAUCUAACUGGCUGGAACAUACGCAGUGUGGGAACAAGCAACACAUCCAUCGUGAUAGCUGCUGACGAUUCUUUGAUUGCUUGGGGUGUUUCUCCAACAUAUGGCGAGUUGGGUACUGGCGACAUAAAUAAAUCGACAGCCAGGCCUAAGGAAGUGAGCCGAAUGGAUGGACUUAACAUUACUCAAGUGGCGAUGGGUUACUCUCACACUCUACUGCUCUGUGAUGAUUCAUCCGAUGAAGUGAAGACAAAGUUGGCCUCUAUGCCCACUUUCGAUCCUUAA